This is a messenger RNA of Caretta caretta (loggerhead turtle), 4524 nucleotides long. RefSeq names its product DBF4B-CDC7 kinase regulatory subunit (gene DBF4B). NCBI's taxonomy places the organism in Eukaryota, Metazoa, Chordata, Testudines, Cheloniidae. Gene Ontology annotation, biological process: positive regulation of nuclear cell cycle DNA replication; regulation of cell cycle phase transition. The record is from RefSeq and is a predicted model, not a curated record. Gene Ontology annotation, molecular function: nucleic acid binding; protein serine/threonine kinase activator activity; zinc ion binding. Gene Ontology annotation, cellular component: Dbf4-dependent protein kinase complex.
AACAUGCCCCCCCCGCCCCAAGCCCCUCUGUAAUGGCAACAAGGCGUUAAAAGACUUGCUUGUCCCUUUCUUCCCUGGGGGUGUGUUGCCGCUUGUUUCUCUUGUGUGUUGGGCAGAAGGCGCCCAAAGCAGCUGUGAUAGCGUCAGGGUCCCCUCCCCACUCUGAACUCUGGGGCACGGAUGUGGGGACCCGCAUGAAAGACCCCUAAGCUUAUUCUUACCAGCUUAGGUUAAAAACUUCUGCACGGUACAAAUCCUUCCUUGCCCUUGGCUGGGUACUGCUGCCACCCCCAAGUGAGUUAGACAAAGAUUCAGGAAAAGGGCUACUUGAAGUUCCUGGUUCCCUAAAAUAUCCCCCAAGCCCCUUUCCUGGGGUGGCUUGAGAAUAAUAUACCAACCAAAUAGGUUAACAAGGUGAGCACAGACCAGCCCCUUUGGUUUGUAAGUGUCCUAAAAACCCCAUCAGGUUCUUAACAACAGAACUUUAUAAUAAAAACAAAAUAAAAGAAGCACCUCUAAAAUCAGGAUGGAAGGUAAUUUUACAGGGUGAUCAGAUUCAAAACACAGAGGAUUCCACUCUAGGCAAAACUUUAAAGUUGCCAGAAAAAUCAGGAAUAAACCUCCCUCUUAGCCUAGUUUCAGAGUAGCAGCCGUGUUAGUCUGUAUCCGCAAAAGAAAAGGAGCAUCCAAUGCAGUGAGCUGUAGCUCAUGAAAGCUUAUGCUCAGAUAAAUUUGUUAGUCUCUAAGGUGCCACAAGUACUCCUUUCCUCUUAGCCUAGGGAAAAUUCACAAGCUAAAACAAAAGAUAAUCAAACUCAUUUCUUUCCUAUUACUUACAAUUUGUAAUCUUAAAUGCUUAGUUCAGAUAUGGCUUUAGAAGAUGUAUUUUUCCUGCCCUGGUUCCUCGCUGACCCAGAGAGAAUACAAAGAAACACAAAACAAAAACCUUCCCUCACAGAUUUGAAAGUAUCUUCUCCCCUUAUUGGUCCUUUUGGUCAGGUGCCAACCAGGUUAUUUGAGCUUCUUAACCUUUUUUACAGCAGGUAGGAUGGGUUGCCAAUCAGAGAAAAGGCAAAGGAGACCCCCAGAGAAACAGCAGCAGGAGGUGACUGGGUCAUCCAAGAACCUGCCCUUUUUGGGAAAAUCCUUCUACCUGGACCUGCCGAAUAACAAGAACAUGGAGUUUCUGGUGGCGACAAUAAAGCAGCUGGGUGGGGUGAUUGAAAGCUUCUUGAGUAAAGAAGUCAGCUAUGUGGUUUCCAGCAGCAAAGAGGCCAAACUGGACAGGGGACCUCGGAGACCGACUGAGAAACGGAGCAGCGCAGCUUCAGGGGAUGCCAAGGCAAAGACUCUGCCCUCUGCUGUGCCCAAAGGGAGCCAUGCGGGGCAUCACCACAAGCCAGCAGACAGUGCUCUGAUCAGCAGGGGGAAGGAGCUGCUGCAGAAGGCCAUGAGGAACCAGGAUUCCAGCAGUGGCAGUAGUAUCCUUGUCAAUGCUCGCUCCUGGGGCGUUCGGAUCUUGCAUGUGGAUGAAAUGAUGGCCUAUGUGCAGCAGCUGCUGUUCCGCGUGUCAGGAGCAAGGAAGCAGAGUGAGAAGACGAUGGUGAAGUGUUUCUCAGUGGGGCCAGGAGUCCUUAAAGUGGGAAAACUGAAGCCCCCGUUUCUGAAGAUUGAGGACCGGAGCAGGAAAUUCCGGCCCUUCCAUCACCAAUUCAAGAGCUUCCCUGAUCUGAACUUCCUGGCACCGAACAGAUCCAGCCCAUUUGAGCCUCUGAAAACCCCCUCAAGCUCCUGCAGAGUCAGAGCCCCCGAGGGCUGUCCGACGCACAGCGAGAGAGAGAGGAGCCCCCGGUCCAGCCCAGCCACCGUGCCCAAGAGGAGGAAGGGGUUUUGUGAAUGUUGCCAGGAGACCUUCGGGGAGCUGCAGAUGCACCUCCAGAGCCCCCGGCACAGGCGGUUCGCGCUGGACGCCUCUCAGUAUGCAGCUGUGGAUCACGUCAUCGCUCAGCUCACCAACGACUUUGCAGAGAUCCCAGCCUGGUCCUCUCCCCCCAGGGUGCCCUGCUCUCCUGCAGCUGACAACGAACUCUGUGGCUCUCGAGCAAAGGCUGUGGAAGGCCUGGGCGCACCAGCUGCAGAGCUGGGAUGGAAGCACCAGCUGGCCAGGAAGGACAAAGCAGAGCUGUCUCUCAAUGCAGUGUCUGUGCUGGGUGGGGAAUGCGCCACAGGCCCAGAGGAGACGCCAAAGGAGAAGGUCAGUGAGCUCCCUCCUCCAGAAUUGCCUGCUGGGCACCCCCUCCUGGGGCUAUGGGCUGAGGAGACACUGCAAGCCAGGCCAUCUGCUAGCACAGGGCCAGCUGGGAGGGCCCAUGCUUGGUGUCAGAACACAGACCAGUCUGCUGUUGACAACACUGCAGUGGGGGCUACUGCCUUGGCCACUGCUCCUGAUCUCAGCCAGUGGACCCGGGCCAGCGAUGGAUUGCCUGGAGAGGCAGCUGCUUGCUCCCCUGAACUUGUUCCCCAGGAUGCACUCGAGUCCCUGAGUCACCCUCUGGGAGCAUCACCCUGCUCCAGGAAACGCAAACUCUCCGACAGCCCUUGCAUGCGGCUGGAAAAGAGGCCGAGGAUAAUACAGCCGAGCAGCGACCCCCUGCGUCUGGAGAAGCAGACAGGCUCGGUGUGCUGCAGCUCAGUUCAUUGGGGUGUGGGGCUGGCUGUGGGAGGGGUUGCUGGCACUGCUCCAUCUGGUGCUCCUGGAGCAGAGCUCUUGCUGCUUUCCAGCAGGCUCUGCAGCUUCCCUGCCUCAGCGACACCUCAGGACAGAGCCCAUGUGCUCCCAGAGCCUCCCGAGCCUGAUCCCAUGGCUAUAGCCGACACUGAGGCUACCCUGGCGAGCACAGCCACUCAGCAGGGCUGGGAGAGCGGGACUCCAGGCCUGCAAGAGGGGCAGUCUACAGAGCAGGCCCCAGAGCCUCCCUGCUGUGUGGCCGAGUCUGGCCUCGAGCUGCAAUCACCUACCUGGGACAAGGCCAGCUGUUCUGCAGUCCAUCCGGCCCUCCCACACCUGCCAAUCCCCCCAGCCAGGCGCUUGCGCUGCCCUGCAGUAGCUGAAGGUGCGCUGCCCAAGCCACCCAACAGCACAGACCUUGGCGAAAGCCUGGCCGCCCAUCCCAGCACCCUCCAGCCUGCCCCUUGCAGAACCCACACUGGCCGAAAUCUGGGGCCACCAUCUUCUUCUUCAGAGUCGGACUGGGACGUCCAGCUGCUCUGCUCACUGGACGCUCUGCAGGGCACCAGGAACCGGCCAGUAGACCUGGAGGUGCUCCGGAGGACCUGCAUCAAUGUCCAAGACAGCGGCUAUGAGUCCCAUCUCUACUCGGUCCUGAAGCAGAAGUCUGAGCUGGACUUAGGCAGAGAUGACCAGAGCUGUCGGAACUGUCGUGCAGAAACAGAAGGAGCCCCUUUCGCUGUGUUUGAGGCCUGCCUGGGCAGCUGGACCAGCUAGCCACUAGCUGCACAGACCCCGUCAAGAACUAGGGCUCACCCCCAAGCACGGUUGCUAAGGGAGCCCCGCAGAGACGGCUGUGGCAAACCACUUUCCCCGCAGCCAUCAGAAGGCACAAGGCUGGCCGGAGACAGUCUGCGGGCACUGGAAUAAGGACUGGCUGCAAAUGGAGGGUGGGGCUGAGCCUGGAGGCUUUAGGCAAGACUGAUCUGGUUGGUUCACUUGCUUGUGGAGCUCAGCCACAGGAAGAGCUCUCCCCCAGCCUGGCCAUGCUAGCCCUGGCUUCCCAUGGGGACAGACCACUGGGCCUGGCCUGGCCUUGACCAGCAAUGGCCUGGCUCUCCUCUCCCCUCAAUGGAGCGACCAGGAAACAGACUCCCUUGCCUAGACUGGACUGCACCGUGUGUCCAACUGCUCGAUAGUGGCUUUUUAAUGGCCUGCCGCAUUUCAUUAGUGCUGCUUAUACACGCACCUCCUGUGCUCCUCCAUCACCCUCUGCAGCCUGACCCUGGAGGAGGGAGACGUGAGCACUUAGUACCAGGAAAACAGCGUUCCCUUAGCCAGUGGCCUGGCCUGACCUCACCUGUCAAGUGUGCAGCUAGCUGAUGCCAGAGCCGGUGGAGGCGGGAAGCCCCUAGUCUGAUCUGCAGAUGGAGCAGGGUUUUCUCCCGUCUUCCCAUGCGGCAGGCAGGCAGUCAAUGCUGCCGUUCCCUCGCCCAGAAAGAGCUGCUGUCUUCUGGAAGUGACUGCUCUGAGCUCCCCACAGUAUCUUUCUGUUCUCACAUUUUCUGCUCUUUCUGCAUCUCCCUGGCUCCUUCCUACUUGUGGUGCAGUUAAUGGGGGAAAUGAGCUGCUGUCUGGAUCGAUUCCUCUUCCUGUUUUAGCUUCUGCUCUGUUCCAUGGGGCCAUAGCUCCCCUGUCUCUAUUGUCUCCACUGGCCAUUGCAGAUAAUUGGUGUUUAAAACUUCCUGCUUGUUUUAAAAACACAUUUUAAACCAAAAUAAACUGAAUGAGUGUAA